CAAUUGCGACGGCAUUACACAGGCUAGGAAAAAUAGAUAAAUACGGGCAGUACAGCCGCUGCAUUCCCCAAACGGGAGGCUCACCCUAAACCCUCAAACUCCGUACAAUGGAGUCCCACCAACCAACAAAAAGCUGGAGCAUACAUACCCGACCCGAAAUCAUAGCCAAGUACGAAAUCCUGGAGCGCGUUGGCUCCGGCGCCUACUCCGACGUCUACAGAGCCCGAAGGCUCUCCGACAACCUCGUCGUCGCUCUCAAAGAGGUCCACGACUACCAGUCGGCGUUCCGCGAAAUCGAGGCCCUCCAGAUCCUGCGCAAUUGCCCAAACGUCGUCGUUCUGCACGAGUACUUCUGGCGGGAGGAUGGGGACGAUGACGCUGUGCUCGUUUUGGAGUACCUAAGGACAGACUUGGCGACGGUGGUCAAGGAGGCGAAGAGGGACGGUCGUGGGAUUGGUGUCGGGGAGGUGAAGCGGUGGAUGAUCCAGAUUCUCUGUGGACUGGACGCCUGCCACAGGAACAUGAUUGUGCAUCGGGAUUUGAAGCCCAGUAAUUUGUUGGUUUCGGAUGAUGGGGUGCUCAAGCUCGCAGAUUUUGGCCAGGCAAGGAUACUCCUGGAACAUGGAUAUGUUGCUGCCUACAACGGCCCAGCUCUUUACGAACAAAACCCUGUAAAUCCAGAAAAUACCUUUCAUCCACCUGAAGGUUUUACAGAAACACACAAUUCGUGCCAAGAGGCAUAUGAAAUACAAGAGCAGGGAACUAUAAGUAAAGAAGAAUAUUUUAGACAGUUAGAUGAGGUCAAGGCUAAAAAGGCUGUAGAUGAAACUGAUAAGGAAACAAAUUUUUAUGAUGGGAAUGCAUCUUGUCUUGCAACAUGCUCGACGAGCGACAUAGAGGAUGAUCCUUUUGAGAGUUCAUAUUCCUAUGAGGCUGGAGAGGGUGGAGAUAAUAGACAAGGUUGUCUCACAUCCUGUGUUGGAACUCGUUGGUUCAGAGCCCCCGAACUACUCUAUGGAUCCAUAGACUAUAGUUUAGAGAUUGAUCUGUGGUCAUUGGGUUGCAUAUUUGCCGAGCUUUUUACUCUGGAGCCCCUUUUUCCUGGAACUGCUGAUAUUGAUCAGCUCAGCAGAAUUUUUAAUGUCUUGGGAAACUUAACUGAGGAAGUAUGGCCAGCUUGUUCUAAACUUCCUGACUAUAACAUGAUUUCAUUCAAUAAGGUCGAGAAUCCGAUUGGUUUGGGAGCAUGCAUGCCCAACCUCUCCCCUGACGAAAUCUCUCUCGUCAAAAGACUUGUCUGCUAUGACCCAGCUAGUAGAGCCACAGCCAUGGAACUGCUCCAUGACAAGUUUUUCACUGAAGAGCCUCUUCCGGUUCCCGUAUCUGAGUUAUGGGUUCCUUCGACCAGAAGUGGGCAAGAUGAGGACACUCCUGGAGGAUGGAAUGAGUACGAUGAAAUGGGCUCAGAUUCUGAUUUUGAGGACUUUGGCCCUGGGAAUUUUACGAGCACUAGUACUGGUUUUUCCAUACAAUUCCCUUGAGAUCAAAGGGCAGUGAGGAUUCUCUUGAUUUAUUCCAUUAUUUGGUGGUAUUUGUAUAAUUACAUAUCAUAAUUUUGUUUAGAGUAUUGAAAAGUAACUUUGAAGUAUAUUGGACUGCCGAAAAUAUUGCCUGUUUAUGUAAAACAGAUUUUUUC
Molecule: messenger RNA, 1696 nt
Organism: Carya illinoinensis
Lineage: Eukaryota; Viridiplantae; Streptophyta; Magnoliopsida; Fagales; Juglandaceae
Product: cyclin-dependent kinase F-1
Exons: 2
Coding region: 108-1541 (477 amino acids)
Biological process (GO): protein phosphorylation
Cellular component (GO): nucleus
Molecular function (GO): ATP binding
Source: RefSeq, a predicted model, not a curated record